This is a messenger RNA of Argentina anserina (silverweed cinquefoil), 2831 nucleotides long. RefSeq names its product xyloglucan galactosyltransferase XLT2. The transcript has a single exon. Gene Ontology annotation, molecular function: galactosyltransferase activity. The coding region runs from base 669 to 2132 and encodes 487 amino acids. NCBI's taxonomy places the organism in Eukaryota, Viridiplantae, Streptophyta, Magnoliopsida, Rosales, Rosaceae. The record is from RefSeq and is a predicted model, not a curated record. Gene Ontology annotation, biological process: xyloglucan biosynthetic process.
AUCGCUCCAGCUCUCCAUAUACAGCCAAAUUCUCUACGCGCCAAAUUAGCUGCGUAAUACCUAGUACCAAUUCAAAAACGACGGCGUUCCCUUCCAGCUGCUCCCACCUCCGUAGUCACCGCACCUUUCACGCUUUUGCAUGUGCCCCCUUCACCGGCUUGGAACUCUCACUCUCAUAAAGUCAUAACCACAUCGGUGUUAAAUAUAUCACUGAAUCGUUUGUUCGUAGUUUCCUGUAAUUGAUGAAAAUAAAGAGAGAAAAAGUUCGAAAUUAAUGAUGACCAUUUCUCAACUACAAUUGCGGCUGUGAACCAUAGUAAAGGAAAUUCCGUCAAUCUAAAACGGUAACAGAAUUAAGGGGAUGAGGGGAGAAAAUCUAGCAAGAUUAAGAGGGUUAAACACCCUUGGACUAAUCUUUUACCAACAGUACCAAGCUGGUUCACCGACUCCAACACUCCACGUGCCACUCCUCUACUAGGCUCACGCUCUGUCGGUUCUUCCUAAAGCUCCGGUACUCCCACCGCACACGUGGCCGCCCCUCCUCAGUCCUUCACAGCCUUCAACAAAACCCCUCCCCUCUGCUCUCCGCUCCCAAUAAAACAAACCACCACCCACUUCCUCUCCCAUCACCAACCCCACCAUUUUCUCCGGCUAUUCAUCUCGCCGGAAUGCUACUCGUCCCGGAAAAGCCGCCGCUGCCGGAGCUCCAACAGAAGCGGCCCAAAAGCCCAGACCCGCUGAACUUACUCAGCUCUUUGAAGCAGCUCAUCCACCACCCAAGGACAUGGCUACUCAUGGCCAUACUCUCCCUCCAAGUCAUACUCCUCUUCACUCUCGGCACCCGCCCCUUCUCCCGCCAAGACCUCCCCCCGCCGUACGGCCCCGUUUCCGGGUCGGUCCUCCAACCCGAACAAGAAGACGAGCUCUGCUCGGGUCGGGUCUUCGUCUACGACCUCCCCAAAGGCCUCAACCAAGAGAUUCUCCAUAACUGCGACAACCUCAACCCCUGGAGCUCCCGCUGCGACGCUCUGGCCAACGACGGCUUCGGCCAGCCGGCCACCGGGAUCGCCGGUGUCGUGCCGGAGAGUCUAGCUCCGGCGUGGUACUGGACGGACCAGUUUGUCUCGGAGGUGAUCUUCCACAACCGGAUCAUGCACCACAAGUGCCGUGUCAUGUCGCCGGAGAACGCCACCGCGUUUUACAUCCCGUUCUACGUCGGACUCGCCGUCGGGAAGUACCUAUGGUCCAACACCUCCACCGCGCAGGACCGCGAUCGCCACUGCGAGAUGAUGCUGAACUGGAUUAGAGAGCAACCAUACUACAAGAGAUCCGACGGCUGGGAUCACUUCAUCACCAUGGGCCGGAUCACCUGGGACUUCCGCCGCUCUAAAGACCCGGACUGGGGCUCGAGCUGCAUAUACAAACCCGGAAUGCGCAACAUCACGCGCCUCCUCAUCGAGCGCAACCCCUGGGACUAUUUCGACGUCGGUGUUCCCUACCCUACUGGAUUCCACCCCAGAACCGACGCUGACGUCACCGAGUGGCAGAGCUUCGUCAGGGGCCGUAACCGCUCCAAGCUGUUCUGUUUUGCAGGGGCGAAACGCAGCCUUAUCAGGAACGAUUUCCGGGGGCUGUUGCUGAGUCACUGCCAGAGCGAGUCGGACUCGUGCCGGGUCGUGGACUGCAGCGGGUCGAAAUGCUCCAACGGCACGUCGGCGAUUCUCGAAACCUUUCUCGACUCGGACUUCUGCCUCCAGCCGAGAGGGGACAGCUUCACCCGGAGGUCGAUUUUCGACUGCAUGGUGGCCGGUUCGAUCCCGGUUUUUUUCUGGAAGCGGACCGCUUAUUUCCAGUACGAGUGGUUUUUACCGGGCGAGCCGGAUAGUUACUCGGUUUUUAUCGAUCGGAACUCGGUGAAAAACGGAACCGCCUCGAUUAAAAACGUGCUCGCCGGUUACAGUAGGGAAGAGGUGAGGAAAAUGAGGGAGAAAGUCAUCGAUUACAUCCCGAAUUUUCUGUAUGCAAAACCCCAGGAGGGGUUGGAGACGGUAAAAGACGCUUUUGACAUUGCCCUUGAGAGGGUGUUGAGGAGGUUCAAGGAGCAAGGAGAGUGGGGGUUCAAGUGGAAAUGAGGGUAAAUAGGGGAAGUAAAUUAUUUUAUUUAAUUUUUUUUUGUUACUCUGUGGCAUAUAAAGUGAGGGUUAUAUAGAUGAGGGUUCCUAUACUGCAGGGGAAAAGCUGAUAUGGGCAGAUGGGAAAAGCUGUUAGCAGUUAUGGUAGUUACUAUAGCUUAUUUGGUAAAGAGGAAAUAUAGAGAUAAAUAUGGAACUAUAAUUCUAGUUGCUGGGAAAUUAGUGUAGUUCUGAAGAUGAUCCCCAUGAUUCAAGUGCCACCCAUUGGUGUGGUCCUUAAAAUGUUGGGUUAGAAUUGGUAGGUCAUGGCCUAUGUGAUAUGGUCUCGUGUCUUUUCUUCUUUGUAUGUAACAUGUAUAGCAUGCAUUAUAGAAAAUGAAUAAUGAAGAUGAUAGAGGUUUUCACAAUAAGCUGAAAUAAAGAUUUUUGGGUGAUGAUUACAUGAGUAGUUCAAUAAUGUUCCGGAGUAUUGAAAACUGUGAAACUGAGUAGUGGUGGAAUUGCAAAGUAUGAAGAUUCUGGAGAGAUAUGAAGUGUUUGGUGUUGCUAUCUGCCGGCCACCAAUUAUAGAAGGAGUGGGAUCGGUUUGUUGAUAUGUAUUCAUAAUAUGAUUGAAUUGCAAGAAUAUAAAUGUGUAAUAGAAUAGCUAAAGGAAACAAUGUAAUGAAUUGCUAAUAAAUAGAGUAGCUUGAUAGUGAA